AUGUUUGAAUAUUGGAUAUUAAUUUUUCCAGGCCUGUUAGGAAUACUAACAAAUAUAUAUGUGUAUCAUGGUAAGUGUUGACUUUUAUUCAGUAGGUUAUGCUUUGUAAUAUUUAAAAUAAGUGAACUCUUAAUAUAACGAAUCGUUGGGGGAUUGUAAAAUUGUUCUUAUAUAUCGGGGUUUUGUUGUUUCUAGAGUCCUGUAAGAACUAAUUUCAUAUUUUUUGUGGUGGGUUUUAAAAAAUUCGUUUUAACUGAACUUUUAAACUAACUUUAAUCACUUUUAUAUGAUUUGUUACUGUUGAUAUAACAUUUGGUAAGUUUGCAGAUUUCAAAAAUACUUUCAACCAAACUGUAGUAAAACUGCCCGUAAUAAACUUUGAAAACGCGUUGUUUUACGUUGAAGCAUACGUUGGUGGAUCGUUGUUUGAGUUUUUAGUAAACACAGGUAGUGCGCUGACUUGGGUUUACAGUAAACAUGGAGACUCAACUGAUAUGCCUAUUUAUUGUCGGAGAGAAGAAUGUCUUAAGCAAAAGUUUUUUACUUUGCCAAAGGUACCAUUAGACGAUAAGCCAAAGAUACUGAAUUACAUAAGUGGUACGAUACAUUAUGUUGAUAUUAAUGAAAAUGUAACGGUGAGUUAUAUCUUUGUGUUAAACAUUUAUUGAAAAAGGUUUCGUGUCUUUUAGACACUACUUAGCCCUACCAUGUAUUUUAGUUAAAAAUUUGAUUUUUAGUUUGGUGGCGAUUUAAAACUAAGGUUGACAAUAGGCGGUGUGGUCUACAAGUCUGUACGCAUUCCUAUAGGUAUUCUUGGACUGAGUUUUAGUUACCCACCUGAUAAAAUAAACAUUUUCGACCAAGCCAAUGAAGUCGGGGCUUUAACGCCAAACAUUUUUACUGUGGUGUUCAACCACUGUUAUGUAGGUAAAUGUGAUAACGGAGGAAUGCUCACACUUGGUGGGUUUGAUUAUGAAAAUUGUGAAAGGGUGGAACAUUGGAUUAGAAGUUUACCUGAGAUGCCGUUUUGGUAUUUUGUCAGUGAUACAUUAACAGUUGGAAAUAUAUCACACAAUGACGUUUGCGUAGGUUUAUUUUAAUUUAAAGCAGUUAGUCGGUGCCAAAACAAAACAUUUUUUUUAUGUGAAUUUCAGAUUUUAACUGAUACUGGUAGUUCUGUCAUUUCACUGCCUGAGGAUAUGAAAAAGUACAUUUACAAUUACUUGAAAGUAGAAACGGAUGAAGAAGUUGACUGUUUUAACGAUAUGGAAAUCACAAUCACCAAAGAUGGUUUCACAUACUCUUUCAAUAUCAGCCGCUUUUAUCAAUACUCUUUCAACACUGAUACUGUGAGUCGAAAGUGCUACCUUUCUUUGCUCACAAGAGAUAAAGUUUGUUUGAUUUUUGGUUCUGGAUUCAUGCAAGAUUAUUGUCAUGUUCACGAUUAUGGAAACAGAAGAAUGGCAUUUGCAAAAAGGAAACGACCUUAUAUUGGACAAUACCUUGAUUUUCAGAUUUUAAACGGUCAAUUUUGGAAGCAUCAAACGAAACUGUAG
Messenger RNA from Bursaphelenchus okinawaensis, 1556 nucleotides. The record is from the annotation of a GenBank genome assembly. NCBI's taxonomy places the organism in Eukaryota, Metazoa, Nematoda, Chromadorea, Rhabditida, Aphelenchoididae.